Messenger RNA from Paramecium sonneborni, 688 nucleotides. Lineage: Eukaryota; Ciliophora; Oligohymenophorea; Peniculida; Parameciidae. The record is from the annotation of a GenBank genome assembly.
AAUGGAUUAAGCAAAUUAAGCAUUUAAAGAGUUAUACUUUUAAGGUGAAUGCUACGAAAAUGUGAAAGAUAAAAUAGAUUAAUGUCCAUAUGAUGAACUCAAUGGCCUAAUGGAACUGUAUGUAUAAAAUUAUUUAGAUGUAAUAAUUUGUUAACAAUUAGACAGUACAAAACAAUUUAUACACAUAUAGUUAUAAUGAUUAUGAUUCUGCAAAAUGUUAUUUGGAAUAAGUGAAUGGUCAUUGGAUGAGAAUCUAAAAUAUUGCAUUAGAAUUAGGGAAGUAUUAACAAAUGAGCAAUAGUUUUAAAGUUUUAAUUACUAUAAUUAUAAGAUUCAAGAAUACCAUCGACAAAAAUUUUAGGAUAGAAUAUUUCAGGAUAAUAAGAUCAAUUUAGUAUUAAGAGAUAUAUGCAGGAUUUAUAAAUUCAAUCAAUCAAAUGAUCAAAAUUUUUGUUCACCAAUAUUCUAAUACUUUAAACCAAAAAUUACCACUCACCAAGACUUAAUGACUAAUUGGCUUACAUAUAGUUAAUGCGAAUAAGGAAUAGAUGAAAUUAAAGAUUUUGAGAAACGAUUAGAAUGUGCAAUGACAAAUCUACCUGAUUAUGAAAAAUAAUAACCUAAAUUGCCUCCAAAUUGGGAAAAAAAUAUGGUAAAUUUAAUGAAAAAAAAGAAGAAAAAAUUAUGA